Molecule: messenger RNA, 1041 nt
Organism: Ictalurus punctatus (channel catfish)
Lineage: Eukaryota; Metazoa; Chordata; Actinopteri; Siluriformes; Ictaluridae
Product: olfactory receptor 1M1-like
Exons: 2
Coding region: 1-1041 (346 amino acids)
Biological process (GO): G protein-coupled receptor signaling pathway
Cellular component (GO): membrane
Molecular function (GO): olfactory receptor activity; G protein-coupled receptor activity
Source: RefSeq, a predicted model, not a curated record
AUGGAUUCCAGAAAAUAUCAGCAUCAGGCUGGAAAGGACUUGAACAGCAUCAAAAUCAGAAGUGAUUUGAACUCCAGCUUAUUACAAAAUGCAUCAUUUGUGCGUCCAGAGUACUUUUUCAUCAGUGGAUUUUCUGGAAUACCUUUCAGCCAAUACUAUUUUGUUUUUUUAUUUUUUGUCUAUAUUGUCUCACUAUGUGGGAACUUGGUUGUCCUUUUCAUGAUAUUAGUUGAUCGAAGCCUGCAUAUUCCUAAAUACAUGGGAAUCUUUAAUUUAGCUCUGUCAGACUUUGGUGAAACAAAUGCACUGAUUCCUAACCUUAUGAAAACAUUUCUUUUUAAUUCACAAUACAUAUCCUAUGAGGCAUGUUUAGCUAACAUGUUUUUUACUUUUUUCUUUGCUGGUGGACAGUCGUUAACUCUUGUUGUCAUGGCGUAUGAUCGUUUUAUUGCCAUUUGCUUACCCCUGAGAUACCACGCUUUUGUGAAUAACUCCUUCAUGUCUGCAACUUUAACAGCAAUAUGGGUAUUUAAUGGUGUUAUAAUUGGCACAUUGGUGGUUUUGAUUACACGACUUUCAUUCUGUAAAACCAAUGAGAUAAAGAGCUUUUUUUGUGACCAUGGGCCAGUUUAUAGACUUGCUUGUAAUGACAAUAGCAUGAAUUCCUUCAUGGCUAACUUUUGUACUGCAGUAUACCUCUAUGCACCAUUGACUGCCAUAAUUUUAUCAUACUUAGGCAUUCUGCUGGCCUUAACUAAGAUUACAACAUGGGAGAGUCGUCUUAAAGCAUUCAAAACAUGUGUCUCUCACCUGUUGGUAGUAGGAAUAUUUUUCCUUCCUGUAUUGAGUACGUACCUUGCAGCUGUAACAUUCUCUCUCCAUCCUAAUGCUAGGAUAAUUAACACUUCACUAUCAGUAACAAUUCCACCCAUGGUAAAUCCCAUCAUUUAUGUCUUGAACACAAAUGAAUUCAGAAUUGUCAUAGUGAAAAUGUUUAAAAAGAAAACUAAAAUUUCUCAGGUGCAGGCUUCAGCAAAGUGA